This is a messenger RNA of Penicillium waksmanii, 597 nucleotides long. Its product is annotated as CAZyme family AA3. The transcript has 3 exons. NCBI's taxonomy places the organism in Eukaryota, Fungi, Ascomycota, Eurotiomycetes, Eurotiales, Aspergillaceae. The record is from RefSeq and is a predicted model, not a curated record. Bases 1 to 597 code for a protein of 198 amino acids.
AUGACAAACCUCCUACCAACCGCCAGCUGUACGACGAAAAACACGCGUUUCUUUUUUGUCAAUGGAAAUGAACCCGAAUCCCGCAAACAUGCCAUGCGAGAACACUGGAGGAAACGGAAGGAACGGAAGGCGGCUGCUAAGGAACAUGACAAGCCAUUUGGAUUACUCCGAUCUAUCCCCCAAAAAGACCGCAUGGUCUGCAGAAUGGAAGCUCAUAGACAUUCCGAUGAUCCAAUACUGAGUCAAGACCAUCCAUACAGUCGCGAAGCCACAUCGACCCCUACCCAUGGGUACCCAUCAAACAUGCAGCCCAAUCCAUGUGAAGACACAUUAGCGGCCGCGGUGGUCCAAAGCCCAUGCAACGCAUCACAGCCCCUGGAGGGCAUUGUCCAAGGCAGCGUUGACUCAAAGCCCCGCAUACAUGGUGUAUGUAAUCUCAGGGUCACAGAUGCUUCCUUCGACCCUGUGGUCCCUCAUGGCGCUAUUGAGGACCCAGUGUCUAUACGUGACACCAAGGGAAUGAACUAUUUUCAACCCAAAGACACAGGACUCUAUGGCGUCAAUGAUGUCUCUUGCGUUGUUGCUAGCAAAUUGUAA